UUAGUUAAUCGUAUAAACGAUGUAUUCACUUUUCGUUAUUUACACAGAACCGUAGAAAAAAUAUGCUCCAAAUUUAUCAAACUGAGCCAAUUAUAAUUAUCCAAAGCGAUAUCUCAUGAUUGUCAAAAUUGGAAUGACGUAUUUUGAUCACGUGAUUAAGUAAAAUAACCGCCAAAAUGCUUGUCACUGUCAUUUUCAGCAGAUCGGCAUUUUUCUAAAUGUCUUAUUGUAACGUAUUUCUUUCUGUUAACAAUUAAACCUAUUAUCACUUUUACAACAAAUUUUAAAUAACUUUAUACUACAAGCAUAUUGAUUUUUUUAAAGAACCGUCACAUUCGUAAUGGCUAAGGUGCAUAUAACCAAUGUUGUUGUACUCGACAAUCCUAGUCCUUUCUUAAACCCUUUCCAAUUCGAACUAACUUUCGAAUGCAUAGAAGAGCUCAAGGAAGACUUGGAAUGGAAGAUGAUAUACGUCGGAUCAGCUGAAACAGAGGAGCACGAUCAAGUAUUAGACACAAUUUACGUUGGUCCUAUACCAGAAGGCAGGCACAUGUUUGUCUUCCAAGCACCACCACCAGACGUUAACCGAAUUCCAGAGAACGACGCGUUAGGCGUAACAGUUGUACUUUUAACGUGUUCUUAUAGGGGGCAGGAGUUUGUCCGCGUCGGUUAUUUUAUUAAUAAUGAAUACAGUGAAUCAGAACCCGAAUUACGUGAAAAUCCUCCAGCAAAACCGCAAUUCGACAAAGUAUUAAGAAAUAUUCUAGCUUCAGAACCUAGAGUGACACGAUUUAAGAUCAAUUGGGCAGAACCAGAUGCAGUACCAACAGAUUCUGGUGAUGGAAACAUAGAAUCAACUCAUGCACCUAGCAAUGAUUCAUAUGGGGCAUCUUUCAAUGCAGAUAGUCAAAUAAGUGGUAUAGAAUUUCAAGGAAGCCUUAGUGGAUAUGGUGAUAACUCAAACUCUAUUGCUCCUAUGGAGUGCUGAAAUUGUAUAUAAUAGAUAAUGAAGAUUAAAUUUGAGCAAGUGGGUCUAAAACUAAAGGACUGUUGUGAUAAUGUUUGUGAAAUAAUUUGAGGUAUAACUAUAAAACAGGGACUGAAAUUAUUUUGUAUCUGAACUGUAAUGUGGUAAUUUAGUGUAUGUUAUUUCAAAUUGUAAAUACAUUCAUGACACAUAAAACAAUUGAGUGGGUUAAGUUUUCUGGUAUAAGUGGAUAUAUUAAUGUUAUGAUUUUUUUGAGAGGAAAUAUGAGAUUAUAAGUUCAAAUCAUAAAAAAAUAUUGUUAGCUUAUCAGAGAAUUUAAGUUUAAUUGGCAACUAUAUAUAAGUCUCUCCCUGACUCAUGAAUUUUUUAAUAGUUGGGACUAUUUACCAAUUAACUACAAUCUGUAUAUGGAGCUUUGAUUAUUAUACUAAAUGUAAUUAAGAGUAUACAACAUUCACAUCAAUAAUAAUAAUAGAUAAUGUUUAAUUGAUGAUGAACUUUAUUUGUAUGGAAAAGAAACAUGAAAAAAUUUCUCCUUUUUUUUAAUUUUUACAUCAUGCUCUGCUGGCAUAGUAUGCUUAAAAAGGUUUUAUUUGUUAUAUGAUUUAAAUACAUCCAAUAAGUCACAUAUAACUUUUGAAAUUAUCGUCUAUACCAUUAAACAAUCCUAACUCAAAAACACUUAGUUGAUGUUAAACUAUACAACAUCAAGUUAUUUAUUCAUCAUGAAACAUAUGGUAACAGUUAAUUCUAAAUCUUCUUGCAAUUGGUUAUUUAUGCAUUGGUAUAGCAGCAGUGGACAUCAUAUGGUCACAUUACUCUCUAACAUUUUAUUUGUUGUAGGCCUAAUUAAAGAAAAACAUAAUGCUAUCAAAUCAAUGCCUUUAAUUAGUAUCAUAUGAAUAAAAACAAGUUUCAGUGUAUUUAAGUAUGUAACAAAUUGUAGAUAUGUUAUUUUUUAAUAUUAGGCUAAUAAAAAUAUAAUAUGAA
Pieris brassicae (large cabbage white) is the source of this 1978-nucleotide messenger RNA. RefSeq names its product histone chaperone asf1 (gene asf1). The coding region runs from base 341 to 988 and encodes 215 amino acids. The record is from RefSeq and is a predicted model, not a curated record. The transcript is spliced from 2 exons. Lineage: Eukaryota; Metazoa; Arthropoda; Insecta; Lepidoptera; Pieridae. Gene Ontology annotation, biological process: DNA replication-dependent chromatin assembly. Gene Ontology annotation, molecular function: histone binding. Gene Ontology annotation, cellular component: nucleus.